Myotis daubentonii (Daubenton's bat) is the source of this 5823-nucleotide messenger RNA. RefSeq names its product radical S-adenosyl methionine domain containing 1 (gene RSAD1). Gene Ontology annotation, biological process: porphyrin-containing compound biosynthetic process. NCBI's taxonomy places the organism in Eukaryota, Metazoa, Chordata, Mammalia, Chiroptera, Vespertilionidae. Gene Ontology annotation, cellular component: mitochondrion; cytoplasm. Gene Ontology annotation, molecular function: coproporphyrinogen oxidase activity; 4 iron, 4 sulfur cluster binding. The record is from RefSeq and is a predicted model, not a curated record.
AAUUUAAUCCUCACUCGAUCCCUUGAGAUACCAAAGGGAUUCAGUGAGGAUUUUAAAGACUAUAUGCAUUUCUUUUUCAUAUUAUCACCAGAUUAGUCCAUCAAGAAGUAUUCUCUUUUAAUAACAGCUUCAUUGAGAUAUAGUUCACAUACCAUCCAAUCCCCCCAUUUAAAGUGUACAAUUCAUUGGUUUUUAGUAUAUUCACGGAUCUAUGCCACCACCAUCACAAUCAAUUUUGAACAUUUUCAUCUCCUGAAAAAGAAACUCCGUGCCCUUUAGCUAUCAUCCCACAUCUCCCUCCCCCCAAAACAAAUAUUUUUUUUUUCUUCCAUCAAUGAACCUGGGUUUGCUUGAUGGGCAGAGCCAGAUAAAGCAGGCUGUACCUUGACCCAAGAAAUAAAAACUGUACUUCCUGCUUGCAAUCCUUACCCUCUAGCAGCAGUGGCCUCCUUCUCUUUUUAGACCACGAACGUACGUUUCGGGCACUCUGGGUGCCAGGCAUGAUGCUAGGUGCUUUCUUGCAACCUUCCCAACAACCCUGUCAAGUGGACAUUAGCCCCAUUUCACAAAUGAUGAAACAGAAACGCAGGGCCAUCUGGUGUCUUGCCCAAGGUCACAGCUGGAAUUAGAACCUACUUGUCCGACUCCAAAGCCCAUGAUCUUCCCACUUCAUGGAACAGUUCAGGUGCCUACUUCCCCAGCCCUUCACCUGAACCCUGUCUCUCCACAGACACCACCCUUGGCUCUCCUCCCAGCAGGUGGCGCCAGAGACCCCAGGCCGCGGGCCCUCCGGGCGCGUCGGACGCGGAGCUCAGUCGCGCAGCCCCUCUUCCUUCCGCCGGGGCGGCCCCACCGGUUCGGCUCUGCGCGCGCUGUGCGCCCUGGGCGCGUCCCGGGCCCGGAUCCGGCCGGGUGCACCGCGCCGCCCGCCCCGCCGCCGUGCGCACCAUGACGCUUCCCGGGGCCCGGGCCGGUGCCUGGGCGGCCGCGGCCAGAGCGGCCCAGAGGCGCCGCCGCGUGGAGGGCGCGGGAAGAUCGCCGCGUCCCGUGACCCGGAGCCAGCGCGCCGCACUUUACGUCCACUGGCCCUACUGCGAGAAGCGCUGCAGUUACUGCAACUUCAAUAAGUACAUCCCCCGCGGCGUGGACGAGGCUGCCGUGCGGAGCUGCCUGGUGACGGAGGCCCAGACACUGCUGCGGCUCAGCGGGGUGCAGCGGGUGGAGUCUGUGUUCUUUGGCGGAGGCACCCCGAGUCUGGCCAGUCCCCACACUGUGGCUGCUGUCCUGGAGGCAGUGGCCCAGACAGCUCACCUGCCCGCAGACUCUGAAGUCACGUUGGAGGUGAACCCCACUUCUGCCCCAGCCUCUAGGUUGGCAGCAUUUGGGGCAGCAGGAGUCAACAGGUUGUCCAUUGGCCUCCAGUCCCUGGAUGACGCUGAGCUCCAGCUGCUGGGGCGGACACACUCGGCCGGCGACGCUCUGCGGACACUGGCAGAGGCCCGGCGCCUGUUCCCCGGGCGCGUGUCCGUGGACCUGAUGCUGGGGCUGCCUGCCCAGCAGGUGGGACCCUGGCUCCGGCAGCUGGACGAACUGCUGCGCCGCUGUGAUGACCACCUCUCCCUCUACCAGCUGUCCCUGGAGCGGGGCACGGCCCUCUUCACCCGGGUGCAGCGGGGUGCCCUUCCCGCCCCGGACCCCGAGCGCGCUGCCGAGAUGUACCAGGAGGGACGGGCGCUCCUUCGGGAGGCCGGCUUCCGCCAGUACGAGGUCUCCAACUUUGCUCGGCAUGGGGCGCUUAGUACCCACAAUUGGACUUACUGGCAGGGCGGCCAGUACAUUGGCGUUGGGCCUGGGGCCCAUGGGCGAUUUGUGCCCCAGGGGGCCGGGGGCCUGGCUCGGGAGGCUCGGAUCCAGACCCUGGAGCCUGACAACUGGAUGAAGGAGGUGAAGCUGUUCGGUCACGGCACCCGGAAGCGCGUCUCCCUGGGCGAGCUGGAGCUGCUGGAGGAGGUUUUGGCGAUGGGGCUACGCACAGACGUAGGGAUCACUCACCAGCACUGGCAGCAGUUUGAGCCCCAGCUGACCCUGCGGGACGUGUUUGGAGCCAGCGAGGAGGUGAACAGGCUGCUGGAGCGGGGCUUGCUGCUGCUGGAUCACAGGGGUCUUCGGUGUUCCUGGGAAGGUCUGGCUGUGCUGGACUCGCUGCUGUUGACUCUUCUACCUCGACUCCAAGAGGCCUGGCAGCAGAAAACCCCCUCUCCUGUGCCAGGAGGGUGACGGAUGUCCCUGCAUUCCAGGACAGAGUCCUGGGUGGGCUUGGGGCUGGACUGACACAGACAUCUCAGCUCUCAUCAUUGCCCAGACCUGGCAUCCCCAGGGAACCACCUACAGAGAGAUGGAUGGGAGGACCCCUGUCGGAGGUCUGGGAACUGGCAUCCAGUGUGCCCACCGCUGCCAGGGCAGGAGUCGUGGUAUCUGCGAGUGCCUCUCACUGGUGGUCUCUAAAGUAACUCCUGGCUGUCAAGAGCUUCCGAGGGACCCAGCUCUCAGGCUUCCAGCCCCUACAAUGCAGGGCGGGACCUAGAAGGGGCUGAGCGAUGCUGGUUGACCCCUGUGUGUAUCCAGCACAGGGCCUGCCUGCUGGGCUCUGACAACAGUGGGCAAGAUCAGAGCAAGCCCUGCCCCUUCUCUUUUGGCAGCCAGGAUAUGUUUGGGGUGUCAUGAGCCUCAGAGACCUUCCUGAGUUUCCUCCCCAGUUCCCUCUCCCUGCAGCCUUUCCCUGUGAGGAAAGGGUAGGGGGGUGGGGGGAGGGCAAGCAGGGAAGAGGGAGGGAAGAAGAAUUCAGAAAAGACCCAGAGCCUGCUGGUCCUCCCCUGGCCUUUCACGUGCAGAAAUGGCCGCCUGGUUGUAUGUAAGAAGCCUGACAAGACCCUCUGGAGCCUGUCUUGACUGUGGUCUUCUCCUUUGUCUGGGCUCCUUUGUGCAGCGUGGAAUUGACUUGGGGGCUAGAGACUUAGUUUAGGCUGAGAUUUGUUCCUGUUCCCCGGCAGUUAUUUACCCAGUGACUUUAGCAUCCGUCAGGGAUCCUUGCCCACAGCCAUGAUUAGAUUGAGGGUUGCAAAAUGUUAAUUUCUGACUCUCAUCCCAUCUACAUUCAUCAACGGGCAUCCAUCCAUAUCAAAAGAGCUCCCCCCUUUUGGAGGGCUGACACUCUUAGCCUAGAGAUUGUAUGCAGGGUGUGUGUGUGUGUGUGUGUGUGUGUGUGUGUGCGCGCGCGCGCGCGCGCGCGCGUGUGAGAGAAAGGCAUUUUCCUGUGCCCAGGCUUCCUAACUUCAUAUCAAGGGGUUACUGUGAUGCCCGAAGGAAUUCAGUCCCGCCGCAAAUCGGGGCGUGCUCAGCUCAGCCUCUAGCUGGGUGACUAAGGAUGGGGUUCCCCACCCCUCCGAGGUGAGCACGUGCAUUUCCCUUGUGCCUAGUGGGUGUGAAUAUCAGUCCUUCUGUGAACCUGUGGUAAGUGUUACAACUUCUCAUUUAUUCAUGAAAUAUUCAGCAGGCACUACUGGUGUGCCAGGCACUGUGCUGGGCAUGCAGAGAGGAACAAGACCUGUCCCCGCCCGUGAGGGACUCACCACCGUGUUGACAGAUGUGUAAAGAGAUACAUUUCAGGGUUAUCAGUGAGGCUGUGCAGGUGGACUGGGGGAGCCUGCCACGAGUCUGGUUCGGAGGGGCUGGGGGCAGAAAGGGGGAUACCCUUUUCUUCCACCUCCUCUGGCCCUGGGAAGACUUGUGGGGUGACCAUGCUGCCCAGGGGAGCCUCUUCCCAAGCCUUCCCCUGAUCUUGAUAUUCAAGAAGUGAGCACGGGGCCGGAGCAGGUGCACCAUCAGAUAACCUGGGCCCACUCAGGUUUCUCCCCGUGGCCAGGCUCUGCCACCUGAGACACCCAGGCCCUCCCUGCUCACUAGGCCUGGCCAGGAGCCAGGGCCAGGUGGGGGUGGCACGGAUCAGCUUCCGUGACUCAGCCUGGCCCCACCCUCCCCGGGUGAAUCAGAAUCUCCUGGAGGUGGAGCCCAGGAAUCUAGUUUUUAAAUGCUUCCUGAAUGGCUCUAGGGAUCAGGCCCGUGUGGGGAGCCCUGCCACCUGCCUUCCAUCCUCAGAGGCCGGGGUCAGGAGGGACAUGGGGGACACGGCUACUUCCCUCUGCAUCCAGGCCUUCCAGGCCUCGUUCCUCCAGGGGGUCCUCCACAGUGAGACGUCCAUUGUCCUUUCUCACCCGCCCUCCUGAAAAGCACAGGAACACGGUUAAGAGGUGAAUGAGCUACUUUGGUGGUGAGAGGAGACGGGGAGAUGUAAUGUGUGUCAGUGUGAUGGUUACAGCUUGAAAGAGCAAACCUUCCUCAUACAAGAGCACUAACAAUUUUAGAGAUUGAACCACCCGCCCCCGACCAAGUAGUGUGCAGGAGGCAGGGCAGCUAUUAUAAUUGCCAUUUUAUUUUUAUUUAUUUUUUUAAAUAUAUUUUAUUGAUUUUUUAUGGAGAGGAAGGGAGAGGGAUAGUUAGAAAUAUCGAUGGGAGAGAAACAUCGAUCAGCUGCCUCCUGCACAUCUCCUACUGGGGAUGUGCCCGCAACCAAGGUACAUGCCCUUGAACAGAAUUGAACCUGGGACCCUUCAGUCCGCAGGCUGACGCUCUAUCCACUGAGCCAAACUGGUUCGGGCUAUAAUUGCCAUUUUAUAUUCAAAGAGGCUCUCUUACUUGACCCAAGUCAUAUAAGUAGGAAGUAGCAGACCUGGCAUAAUACUUCUGGGCAUCCAGAACUUUGUGUUACAUCAUUACCGUAUACUUAACUGUGGGUCUGGGUCUACUGACCUGUCUCUUAACACAUUGCGGACCAGUAGUUUUAUUGCUAGUUUUACCCAGUGGCCAGAUAAGUUUCUGUUGAACGAGUACAAAAAAAAACGUUUUAUGCCCUAACCGGUUUGGCUCAGUGGAUAGAGCAUCGGCCUGCAGACUGAAAGGUCCCAGAUUCGAUUCUGGUCAAGGGCAUGUACCUUGGUUGCAGUCACAUCCCUAGUUGGGGGUGUGCAGGAGGCAGCUGAUCGAUGUUUCUCUCUCAUCGAUGUUUCUAACUCUAUCCCUCUCCCUUCCUCUCUGUGAAAAAUUAAUAAAAUAUAUUAAAAAAACACACACGUUUUACGUAAAUGUUAAAGGCACACUUUAAAAUAAAUACCCAUUGCAUUUUGAAGUUAUUUAUUGCAUGUUCUUACAAGCUAAUAUCUUUGUAAAGUAUGAUACUUUGUAAAACACUGUGUAAUAUGAAGCGAGAAUUUUCGUGAUCCGCCCACAAUGUGUUAAAUUCCUGACCUGUCUCUGGUCUCUAUGCCUCAGGCUUGAAGCUGCCAUCUCAGCCUGGUGCUGGGUAGCUCAGCCUCAGUGUCUAUGUUUUCUCCCCUGAAGAGGCUUGAACAGUGAGAACCCACAUGUCCCAUCUCCAUGUGACCAUCCACUUCCUGGGACAGGACUCUAUUUUUGCAAAGAAAAAGGCUUACAUAAUACAGUUGCUAUAGACUGAAUGUCUGUGCCCCCAGAAUUCAUAUGUAGAGGCCUCAUCCCCGAGCUGAAGUAAUGGAAGGUGGAGCUUUGGCAGGCGAUUCGGUCAUGAGGAUGGAGCCCUUGUGAACGAGAUUAGUGCCCUUUAUGAAACAAGACCUCAGCUCCCUAACCUCCAGUGAUGACAUGGAGAGACGGCACCGAAUCCGCUGGUGCCUUGCUCUUGAACUUCCCAGCCUUCGAAACUGUGAGAAAUAAAUGUCUGUUGUUUAAGCC